Molecule: messenger RNA, 753 nt
Organism: Peronospora matthiolae
Lineage: Eukaryota; Oomycota; Peronosporomycetes; Peronosporales; Peronosporaceae
Source: the annotation of a GenBank genome assembly
AUGGACAACGCUCCUUCACACAUUGUUGCUGACCUGGAACUCACCAACAUCACGGUCCAGGUUCUUCCUCCUAAUACGACUUCAAAGGUCCAACCCAUGGAUGCUGGGAUUAUUGCCGCAUUCAAGAGGCACUACCGCCGGCUGCAUCUGCAGAAUGCCUUGGACCGUGACGAGAGCAGAGAAACCAACCUUUACAAGGUUGAUCAGCUCACGGCCAUGCGUUGGUCGCUGGCUGCGUGGAGCGAGAUUUCCAGUGCCACAAUCGCCAACUGCUUCCAUCAUACGGGACUCAUGGACGGUCCGGCUCUGCCGACUGGUGAUGGUGAAAACGAAGCCGGCACUGUUGGCCGGCAGGCCCAGCAGGAGGCAGCUGCUGCUGCAGUAGAGGAGCAGCGCGUGGAACAGGAUCUUGUUUCGGCGCUGGAAAGGCUCCCGCUCCGCAAUCCCAUAUCGAUCGCUUCUCUUAUCAAUCCGGCUGAGGAGGAGGAGACGGCGCAUGCGGAGCUGACCGAUGCCGAAAUCAUCAAGCUUGUUGAGGAUCCGUAUGGGGAGGAGGAAGGUGCUGCUGAGGCGGAGGAGGAGGUGGAAAAGCAUUCGAAGGCUGAAAAGCUUGCCAGCCUUAGUCUAUCCAUCGCCCUUCUCGACCUUUCUCAGGAGUCCCAUCGUAAAGCUCACCGGACCCUUCGCCAAGUCCAAGCUGAUCUCCGUAGUGCGAGCACCACUCAGGCCACACUUGAUUCCUGGCUGAAGUAG